Messenger RNA from Penicillium canescens, 1449 nucleotides. RefSeq lists its product as uncharacterized. The record is from RefSeq and is a predicted model, not a curated record. NCBI's taxonomy places the organism in Eukaryota, Fungi, Ascomycota, Eurotiomycetes, Eurotiales, Aspergillaceae. The transcript has 4 exons. Bases 1 to 1449 code for a protein of 482 amino acids. Gene Ontology annotation, molecular function: transmembrane transporter activity. Gene Ontology annotation, biological process: transmembrane transport.
AUGACACCCCUAGACCAAGAAGAGCCCUGGGGCUUCCGAUGGCGAUCAUCCCCAUACUUCAUUGUCACGGUCAUGGCGGUGGCCUUGCUUACGGAUGAGUAUCUGUAUGGGUUCCUUGUUCCCAUCUUCCCCUUUGUCGUGGAGACUCGUUUGGGUAUUGAUGCGUCGCUCACCCAGCGGAUCAGCCUUGCGCUGCUUUCCGAGAGUGCGCUGGUCAGUGUUAUAGCAAGUCCAGUGAUCGGACACUAUGCUGAUCGCUCCUCUGAGAAACGAGCCUGGCUAUUGUCUGGACUUGCGGGUGCCUUGCUGGGCUCUUUGAUUCUUGCUUUGGCCACCUCUUUAUUCGCUCUCUUUGCGGGGCGGCUGAUGCAAGCAUUGGGAAGUGCAUGUGUUUGGGUUAUAGGCUUCGCAACCAUCGCCGAUCAUGUCCCUGCAGAUGAUCUGGGUAAAGUAUAUGGUUUCGUGGCUAUUGCCAUUUCCGUUGGCACAUCCGGUGGUCCGCUUGUAGCUGGAAUUCUUUUUGACCUCGGUGGCUAUUGGACUGCCUGGUCUAGUGUCCUCGUGGUUAUUGUAUUUGAUAUCGUUCUUCGGAUUCUCAUGCUAGAGAAGACACAACGUGAUCCAGUUCAGGCAAAGGCUGGCAACGACACAGAGAGGGAUGCACUCAUUCCACCACCAUCGACGAACUCGGGCGAUCGCGCAGAACAGCAAUCCGUGAAGGAGAAGACAGGGCACGAAUUCUACCUUUGUUUGUUUGGCAACGGUCGCUUCCUCGGUGGAGUCGUCAGCUAUUUCUGCUUCGCCAUUCUAACCACCAGCUUCGACACGACUCUCCCGCUUCAUGUGCGCGAUGUAUUCCACUGGAAGAGUCUCCCAGCUGGUCUCUUGUUUGCCGCUUUUCAGGGUCCUGCUGUGUUCCUUGCUGUUCCUGUAGGCUGGCUGAAGGAUAAAGUGGGCACUCGACACCCAACAACGAUUGGCUUUGUUCUCCUUGUUCCUAUCUUGUGGAUGAUCGGAGUACCGGGAGACGAGCGCUUCCCAUGGGCAAAUCAAGGCAACCUGGGCCAAACUUUAUACAGCGUUGCGGUUACCUGUGCCGGGGUCGUAAUCUGUCUGUUGAACGGGGUAGGGAUGAUGGAAGCCGCUCAGGCCGUUGAUGAGAUCCAAGACGCGACUCCUGGGAUCUUUGGGCCCAAUGGAGGAUAUUCUAGAGCAAUCUCUGUUGUCAGCGUCAGUUGGACUCUGGGGAUGUUCUUCGGCCCCAUACUAUCGGGAUAUGCCACGGAGCAAAUCGGAUACUAUGAGAUGAACUGUUUGUUAGGUUUGUCGGCCCCUGUCAAAAUCCUUCAGCCUAUGUCGGCGCUAAUCAAACCCAGCGGGGAUGUGUGCCUUAUGCUCUGUGGUCGCCUUCUGGAACCUGAAGUCUGUGCCCCAACGACUUGCAAGUAA